AUGAUCAAGGUCAACACCAACAGAGGGCUCCAGGCUAGUCUGAGGAUGCUGCAGGAGGCUGGAAGAGAAGGGCAGUACAUGUCAGGGAGUACUGGCCCCCGCGUGGGUGUGCUCAGGAGCCAGGGGGCCUGCGUGAGACGGGCUCUGUACCUGCUUCGGGGUGGCAGGCAGGCGCAAGGGAUCAGCAGUGUGAAUCAGCUGGGGGGGCUCUUUGUGAAUGGUCGGCCUCUGCCCCUGGAUACCCGGCAGCAGAUCGUGCGGCUGGCCGUCAGCGGGAUGCGGCCCUGUGACAUCUCACGGAGCCUUAAGGUAUCUAACGGUUGUGUGAGCAAGAUCCUAGGGCGUUACUACCGCACAGGUGUCUUGGAGCCCAAGGGGAUUGGGGGAAGCAAGCCGCGCCUGGCCACACCACCUGUGGUGGCUCGAAUCGCCCAGCUGAAGGGUGAGUGCCCGGCCCUCUUCGCCUGGGAGAUCCAACGCCAGCUCUGUGCCGAAGGGCUUUGCACCCAGGACAAGACUCCCAGUGUCUCCUCCAUCAACCGAGUCCUGCGGGCGAUACAGGAGGACCAGAGAUUCCCCGGGGCACAGCUCAGGUUGCCAGCUGUUUUGGCUCCAGUUCCUCCAACGCCUCCUAUUGGCUCCGAGGCGCCCCGGGGUCCCCACCCAGGGACAGUCCACCGGAAUCGGACGAUCUUCUCCCCAGGCCAAGCUGAGGCGCUGGAGAAAGAGUUCCAGCGUGGGCAGUACCCUGACUCAGUGGCCCGUGGGAAGCUGGCUGCUGCCACCUCUCUGCCUGAAGACACGGUGAGGAUCUGGUUUUCCAACCGAAGAGCCAAAUGGCGCCGACAAGAGAAGCUCAAGGGGGAAAUGCGGUUUCCAGGUGCUUCCCGGGACCUGACUGUACCAAGUGCCUCCCCAGGGACCAUCUCUGCACAGCAAUCCCCCUGCAGUGUGUCCACAGCAGUCCUACCUGCCCUGGAACCCUUGGCUCCCUCCAGCUAUCCGCGGUUCUGGGGGACAGCAUCAGACAGAUGUCUGAGUGACACUCCGCCACAAGCCUGUCUGAAGCCCUGCUGGGGUAAGAAUCCAGGCCAGCCGAGCUCCCUGGAUCCACUCCUGCUUUGCCAACCUUGCCCUUCCUUCCUCUGCCCCAUCGCCAGUCUUGGUACCCAUCAGGUCUUGCUCUGGCCUGGCUCCCCACUUCGAGGCCUGGGAUGA
This is a messenger RNA of Physeter macrocephalus (sperm whale), 1218 nucleotides long. It is a transcript of the gene PAX4, whose product is annotated as paired box 4. Lineage: Eukaryota; Metazoa; Chordata; Mammalia; Artiodactyla; Physeteridae. The record is from RefSeq and is a predicted model, not a curated record. Gene Ontology annotation, biological process: regulation of transcription by RNA polymerase II; anatomical structure development. Gene Ontology annotation, molecular function: DNA-binding transcription factor activity, RNA polymerase II-specific; RNA polymerase II cis-regulatory region sequence-specific DNA binding.